UAUUUCGGUUAUAAUCUCUCCAGAAAAAAAAAGGCGAAAUAACUCCGACUAGACGGUGAAUUCAACAGACUUCAGCGCUGAGACAUUGUUCAAGUUCUUCCUCGUCCAACUGGUGGCCGGGCUCUGGAAUGACGGGGCGUGCCGAGCAUUUGAAUUAGCUCACCGUUAGUUUGAAGAAAGAGUGAGUCUGGGUAGAGAGAGAGAGAGAGAGAGGAGCCAUUUUGUCCCGACUGUGUGGGAGAAAAGAAAGAGUGGAAAAGAGGAAUCACACGGUUAGGAGAUCCUAUUUUUUGCUGUCUGUUAUUUUGCUGUAAGGAGGGGGGGGAAACAGUCGGGCUCGGGGAAUCUAACUUAUCGGACACGUCCACGUUAUCCUGGAGGUAUUUAGCCAACUAGCUUGCCGAGCUAACCACCACAUCCCAGAUUGUUAACUGUUUCGAGGAGCGGCGCAGCUGGCGUUACACUCGACACGGGCGUGCUAGGUGUUUUCCGGGGUCGUGUUUCUUCUGUAACUUGUCUGGCUCAACACGAGCUGUUCUACAAUGGCGAAGAAGACGUACGACCUGCUGUUCAAGCUGCUUCUGAUCGGAGACUCGGGCGUGGGGAAGACCUGUGUGCUGUUCCGCUUCUCUGACGACGCCUUCAACACAACCUUCAUCUCCACUAUAGGAAUAGACUUCAAGAUCAAAACUGUUGAAUUACAAGGAAAGAAGAUCAAACUACAGAUCUGGGACACAGCAGGCCAGGAGCGGUUCCACACCAUCACCACCUCCUACUACAGAGGCGCCAUGGGCAUCAUGCUGGUCUACGACAUCACCAAUACCAAGAGCUUCGAAAACAUCAGCAAAUGGCUGCGCAACAUUGACGAGCAUGCGAAUGAGGAUGUCGAGAGGAUGCUGCUAGGCAACAAGUGUGACAUGGAGGACAAGCGGGUCGUACCCAAAGCCAAGGGGGAGCAGAUUGCGAGGGAGCACGGCAUUAGGUUUUUCGAGACGAGCGCUAAGGCCAACAUCAACAUCGAGAAGGGUUUCCUGAUGUUGGCAGAAGACAUCCUCAGAAAGACACCUGUAAAAGAGCCCAACAGUGAAAACGUCGACAUCAGCAGCGGAGGAGGAGUCACAGGCUGGAAGAGCAAGUGCUGCAGUUGAACAACUCCUCAGUUUCACUCGUACUAACGAGCACACACACACACACACACACACGCACGCACACACACACACACACACACACACACACGAUCAUCUUCUCUCUCUCUCUCUCUCUAACUGCUAACUAACUCUCGCUCUCGAAUAUGUCUCAUGAGUUUUCUUGCACACUUGACACUGUCUCUUUAUCAGAGUAAAACAAUAAACUACGUCACUUGUCUAAUCCCCUCCUCCACCAUAUUCUUCCACUUUACAUCUGUUGGUCAUUUUAUUUCUCAUAAAAGAAAUCCAUUCACAAUUCUCGUCCUUUUAUUUUAAGUUGUAAAAAAAAAAAAAAAGUGUGAAAAGACAAGGUCAUAUUUUUCCCUUUGCCUGAGCUAACCUGGUUGGUCACCCUCACCCACCCCUUAACCACACCCCCACUCACAGCACUCACCUUCAGUCAGGAAAUCGUAAGAAAAGAAGAAAAAAAAGACAAUUGUAGGAUUAACAUUUUGUACACUUAGUGGGGUUUCUGUUGUCUAACAGUAUUUGGUCAUUUACAAUUUGUUACCAAGUGACAGGUGUGGCUAGUUCCUUUUGUAUGUGGGGGUUUAAUUUGUCCUGUGCCUUAUAUGGAAGACAGGGGCGGGGCUGUGUGGUGGGCGGAGCCACAUCCACCCAAUGAAAUUACUGUUUUAAUAUUCUGUCAGUUUUGGUUCUUGUCGCGAGGAUGCCAAAACUGAAGCAGGCGGUUUGAAUUUCACCUCCAGCCACGAGAACGGCAUUAUACAGUUUGUCCUGUUUAUUGAUGUUUUAUUUGUAUCUGUAUGAAUUUAUUUUACUUUUAUUUCUUUUUUUCCCUAUUUGGGUUUAUUUUAUUUUGUUUUUUUCCUGCAUGCAGAUUUCUUUAGGUUGGAAGCGUUCUGUAACAUUGCGUAACGUUCUCCUCGGGGUAACUGGGCGGGAGUACAGAAGUUCAAACAGUUUUGCACAUCCAUUAAAAAACAAGCUUGUUUAAGUUAA
Messenger RNA from Pseudoliparis swirei, 2150 nucleotides. It is a transcript of the gene rab10, whose product is annotated as RAB10, member RAS oncogene family. The transcript is spliced from 6 exons. Gene Ontology annotation, molecular function: GTPase activity; GTP binding. Gene Ontology annotation, biological process: cellular response to insulin stimulus. The record is from RefSeq and is a predicted model, not a curated record. NCBI's taxonomy places the organism in Eukaryota, Metazoa, Chordata, Actinopteri, Perciformes, Liparidae. The coding region runs from base 543 to 1148 and encodes 201 amino acids. Gene Ontology annotation, cellular component: recycling endosome; Golgi apparatus; insulin-responsive compartment.